Hermetia illucens (black soldier fly) is the source of this 1064-nucleotide messenger RNA. RefSeq names its product ubiquinol-cytochrome-c reductase complex assembly factor 1 (gene Uqcc1). The record is from RefSeq and is a predicted model, not a curated record. The transcript is spliced from 4 exons. Bases 119 to 901 code for a protein of 260 amino acids. Gene Ontology annotation, cellular component: mitochondrion. Gene Ontology annotation, biological process: mitochondrial respiratory chain complex III assembly. Lineage: Eukaryota; Metazoa; Arthropoda; Insecta; Diptera; Stratiomyidae.
UUGGAUUCGAUUGCAAAGAAGAAGAAGACGCGAGAUGUCGAAUACCUGGUUUAUUUGACUUUUGGUGUGUUUAUUUAGUGUUUGAUUUGGAAGGAGAGUUAUUGGAGUGGAUUGAAAGAUGUUGGCGUGUACGCGUUUAGCUACACGGUGUGUAUGCUUGCAUAACUGCCAAGGUCUAAUGCAGCGGGGAGUGCAGGCUACAUGUGCUUCGCUGUAUGGGAAUCAACUUCAUUUCCUGGAGUCGCGACAAGCAAACCGGCCAGGACAGAGUUCACUCUCCUUUUCGACAGGAGUAAUUCAAUCAGACGAUAUCGGCAUAUUCAAAAAGGCUCUAAAACGAUUUGGAUUCGCGGGCAGUGAAAAGGCUCGUCUCAAAAUGGUAAGCUUCCUGCUAUAUGAAGAUGUGGCUGAUAAAAUCAUCUACCCGGAAUUUUUUGACGAAUUCAAUCUACCAAAUACGUUCAAUUCAUGGUUUCUAGUCACAGAGUUGCACGUUUGGAUGCUGCUAUUGCGAGCGAUGGCCGAAGGAAGCGAAUCAGGUGAAGACGGUAGAUUUAUCCGCAAUAGCAUUGUCGAAGCCAUGUGGGCGGAUGUGAACACCCGAGCCAAGAAACUAGGAGCCAACAAUCCAUCCGGCACGCGAGCACAAAUCGAAAUACUCUCGGAACAAUUUCAAGCUGCGCUCAUAGCUUAUGAUGAAGGUGUCAUGUCUGAUGACAAAGUCCUCGCGGGAGCUCUGUGGCGGCGAUUUUUUGAAAAGAACUGUGAAAACUAUGUUCUGUUGGAACGUUUAGUUAGUUACGUACGACAACAAGUAAAAAUGCUAGAUUCAUUGAAUAGGGAAGAUUUUAUAGGGAAACCGAAGAUUCGGUGGAUUCCGUUGAAAGAUGUUAAAUGUUAGGAAUUAAAGAGGGCAAAGUUUUUUGGUUAUAAGUAGACAAUUUUAGGAAUCAAGGUGGGGCGCAUUAAACGGGAUAUCAUUUUUGAUAUGCCUUUCAAAUCAAACUGAAAUUGCUACCAAAACGAGCAUAUUAAAUAAGAAAAUACAUACAAGUUAAGAAAUA